This is a messenger RNA of Carcharodon carcharias (great white shark), 1164 nucleotides long. RefSeq names its product 5-hydroxytryptamine (serotonin) receptor 3B (gene htr3b). Gene Ontology annotation, cellular component: postsynaptic membrane; synapse; neuron projection. Gene Ontology annotation, biological process: nervous system process; regulation of membrane potential; signal transduction. The annotation marks the transcript as partial. The record is from RefSeq and is a predicted model, not a curated record. Gene Ontology annotation, molecular function: transmembrane signaling receptor activity; neurotransmitter receptor activity; extracellular ligand-gated monoatomic ion channel activity. The transcript is spliced from 10 exons. NCBI's taxonomy places the organism in Eukaryota, Metazoa, Chordata, Chondrichthyes, Lamniformes, Lamnidae.
UCAACCAAAUUUGCAAACUCUUCAAUUCUUAACUUAAAUCUGAUUGGUUGCAUCUUCUCUAUGUCACUUGUCCUAUCUAACAGUUUUCACCUCCGAAAUUCAACACCUCAUCAACUGAUGGAGAAAUUACUGACAAACUAUAACAAAGGAGUCCGACCAGUAAAAAACUGGACACAGCCCACAACCAUUUACAUCGACUUCAUCCUUCAUGCUGUACUGGAAGUGGAUGGCCAGAACCAAAAACUGAGGACAAAUAUUUGGUACCAACAGAUAUGGAUGGAUGAGUUCCUCAUAUGGAAUCCUACUAGUUUUGAUGGCAUCAACGAAAUUUCACUGCCUGUUGAAACCAUUUGGACCCCUGACGUACUAAUUCAAGAAUUCAUUGACGUGGGCAGAUCACCUUACAUGCCCUAUGUGUACGUGAAUUCCUCAGGGGCCAUUAAAAACUACAAGCCAAUACAGGUUGUCUCUGCCUGCAGACUGGAGAUAUAUGCCUUCCCAUUUGACAAACAGAACUGCACCUUCACAUUCUGUAGCUGGCUACAUACAGUAAGCGAUAUCAAUCUCAAGCUUUGGAGAAGCUUUGAAGAGGUUGAGAAUAAUACUAGGGCAUUUUUAGGUGACGGUGAAUGGGAACUCCUGUCCGUUCCUUCCAAAUAUGAAACGAUGUACGAUGAAGGGAGGGAAUAUGCCCAAAUUCAGUUUAAUGUUGUGAUAAGGCGAAGGCCUCUGCUUUACGUGGUCCAUCUGCUUCUGCCCAGCAUAUUUCUGAUGCUUGUAGAUGUGACCAGCUACUUUCUGCCCCCGAGCAGCAGUGGGCGAAUAACUUUCAAAUCCAGCAUCCUGCUUGGAUACACGAUGUUUCGGAUGAAUCUAAGUGAUGACAUUCCCACAACUGCGAUGAAAACGCCUCUCAUUGGAGUGUUCUUUGCUGUCUGUAUGGCUCUUCUUGUGAUCAGCUUAGCUGAAUCUAUUCUAAUUGCAAAACUCCUGAGUAUGAAUAAGGAAGCCAAGCCCAAGUCUGUUUUGUCCAAGCGUUCCCUCUCCAAGGUUACAUCUUCAAACUGGAGCACCACAGAUAGUGUCUGCACUUCACUGAGGACCCAAGAAGGAAUCUGUGAUCUCAGGGGUAACAGGUACUUUCUAUCGGGGAUCACCGGAUAG